Dovyalis caffra is the source of this 498-nucleotide messenger RNA. Lineage: Eukaryota; Viridiplantae; Streptophyta; Magnoliopsida; Malpighiales; Salicaceae. The record is from the annotation of a GenBank genome assembly.
AUGGAAGAGCUGAAGUCAGCAAUGGAAGCUCACAUGGACCAAAUGGCGGAUCUGGUCCAGAAACUCUCCUCGGAGCUCCGAUCCGGACUCCGACCCGCCGUUGAUAAUUUCAUUGGUUUCUUCCACGCCAUUGACUGGACGGAACCUUGGUUGAUGGGGUUAAUAGGAUUCCAUUUGGUGUUGCUGAUACUAACAAUUAUUUCAAGGAAACAUAUUAACUUCCAGAUGUCCUUGUUCCUUUUAGCUUUGGCUGGUGUAUACUUAGCAGAGAGGCUUAAUAGAAUCCUCGGUGACAACUGGAGGAGCUUUGCAAGCCAAAAUUACUUUGAUCCGCAUGGACUUUUUCUUUCAGUACUCUGGUCUGGGCCUCUUCUUGUCAUUGCAACCAUUAUUCUGAUAAACACCCUCUUUUCCUUGUGCUAUAUGAUUGUUCGGUGGAAAAGGGCUGAGCUAAGACAUCAUGCUAGGCUGGCUCGUGAAAAUAACAAGCAGGAUUGA